AUGCAUCUACUCCCACUCCUAACAUUAUGGCUCUCAAUAUCAAACCCAGCGCAAAGCGUCGAGCCGUCAGCGAUCCCUGGAUCGGGAUUUAGUGCAAAUGGUACAUCAACAACAACAACAACAACACUGUCCUCACCGGCAGAUCUUACCCUGCAUCAUGCUAUCGCGUCCAAGUUAGCUUCAGGGCCCGCUCGCGGUGUUCGAAAGAUGAGCGCAGACGAAGGCGAGAAAUUCUUCUUUGAGGAUUGGUAUUUUGGGGAUGAGAGUCGAGACUCAUCGAGUGAAUUGUCUGAGCGGGAUUUGUACCAUCGGAUUUGGAAUGGUACUGGGAGUAGCAGUGGCAACUUUGUUACAGAAUCCAAACCCGAAGAUGAAGAUGAGGAUGGAGAUGGAGAUGGAUAUCAAUACGACUACUCACCUGCCCAAUUCAUCGCCCAAUCAUUCCCAUUCGAGCCCUCUUUCCCUCCAUUUUCAGGCUCGACUUUGGUCUCAGCAUCAGACUCAGCAUCGGAUUCAGCAUCAGAAGCCCUCUCCCGUCUCGAAGCGCGGGAUUUCAAAUGCCCCACUGGUGCAUACAUCACAGUUAUCACCGUGACUGUCCAUUCCACGGUUAUGGUAUCGACAGUGACAUACUCGACAAGUCCAGAGCCGGGCACUGAAACAUCUUCCACCUCUUCGCCAACAUCGCCUUCAACAUCAACUUCGAAAUCAAGCCAAACAACAGCAACCGAAACAACAGACAGUCUAGCUCCACCCGCUCGACCAACAAGCCUCUCGACAGCAACAAGUGCAGCUACCGGCGACGACAUCUGCCCAACGGGAUUCUACGCCUGUUCCGCCGUUUAUCACGGAGGUUGCUGCCGGACAGGCCGCAACUGCGAUACGACAUCUUGCCCAACUACAUCCUCUACAACUAUGACAUCGAACGGCGUGACGAUCGUCGUACCAGUUACAACUGCAACGGAGAACUCUGGCGGGAGUGGGAGCGGAAACCGCUGUGCCAAUGGCUGGUUUAGCUGUGCAGAUACUGUCUCCGAGCCUCCGCCCAUCAUGUCCGACGCUCCCCAGAAGCCCCUCCCCUUCGUCUACCAGUUCGCCGCCGGUGCGGUGGCUGGUGUGUCCGAGGUACCCAUUGGACGUGGUCAAGACUCGAAUACCAAGGCUGCUGUUGCCGGUGCUGAGCACUACAAUGGCAUGUUCGAUUGCUUCCGCAAGAUUGUCAAGCACGAGGGUGCCUCCCGCCUAUACCGCGGUAUCUCCGCCCCAAUUCUGAUGGAAGCCCCCAAGCGUGCGACGAAGUUCGCCGCCAACGACAGCUGGGGCAGCUUCUACCGCGGCCUGUUCGGUGUCGAGAAGCAGACCCAGGGCUUGGCCACCCUGACCGGAGCCACAGCCGGAGCCACCGAGGCCUUCGUCGUUGUUCCCUUCGAGCUGGUGAAGAUCCGUCUGCAGGACAAGGCCCAGGCCCACAAGUACAACGGCAUGUUCGAUGUCGUGAAGAAGAUCGUCGCCCAGGAAGGCCCCCUUGCCCUGUACAACGGUCUCGAGUCGACAAUGUGGCGCCACAUCCUCUGGAACGCCGGUUACUUCGGCUGUAUCUUCCAGGUCCGCGCUCAGCUGCCCGCUGCCGAGCCCGGAAACAAGAGCCAGCAGACCCGCAACGACCUCAUCGCCGGUACCAUCGGUGGUAUCACCGGUACCAUCCUCAACACCCCCAUGGAUGUUGUAAAGUCUCGUAUCCAGAACACCUCCAAGGUUGCCGGCCAGACCCCCAAGUACAACUGGGCCUGGCCUGCCAUCGGCACUGUCAUGAAGGAGGAGGGCUUCUCCGCCCUGUACAAGGGCUUCACUCCUAAGGUUCUCCGUCUCGGUCCCGGUGGUGGUAUCCUGCUCGUCGUCUUCACCGGUGUCAUGGACUUCUUCCGUGGCAUGCGUGGCGAGUAA
Messenger RNA from Penicillium arizonense, 1944 nucleotides. RefSeq lists its product as uncharacterized. The coding region runs from base 1 to 1944 and encodes 647 amino acids. The record is from RefSeq and is a predicted model, not a curated record. The transcript is spliced from 6 exons. Lineage: Eukaryota; Fungi; Ascomycota; Eurotiomycetes; Eurotiales; Aspergillaceae.